This is a messenger RNA of Myotis davidii, 4379 nucleotides long. It is a transcript of the gene SLC26A9, whose product is annotated as solute carrier family 26 (anion exchanger), member 9. The record is from RefSeq and is a predicted model, not a curated record. Gene Ontology annotation, cellular component: membrane. Gene Ontology annotation, molecular function: bicarbonate transmembrane transporter activity; chloride transmembrane transporter activity; sulfate transmembrane transporter activity. Gene Ontology annotation, biological process: transmembrane transport. Lineage: Eukaryota; Metazoa; Chordata; Mammalia; Chiroptera; Vespertilionidae.
AUGAGCCAGCCCAGGCCCCGCUACGUGGUGGACAGAGCUGCAUACUCUCUCGCCCUCUUCGAUCAUGAGUUCGAGAAGAAGGACCGGAAGUACCCACUGGGAGAGAAACUUCGCUACGCUUUCAGAUGUUCCCCGGCCAAGAUCAAAACCGUGGUGUUUGGGCUGCUCCCUGUGCGCCCUGAGCCUUCACUCUCUCGUCCUCUAGGCAUGGCGUUUGCUCUCCUAGCCAACCUUCCUGCAGUCAACGGUCUCUACUCCUCCUUCUUCCCCCUCCUGACCUACUUCUUCCUGGGGGGCAUACACCAGAUGGUGCCAGGUACCUUUGCUGUUAUCAGUAUCCUGGUGGGUAACAUCUGUCUGCAGCUGGCCCCAGAGUCAAAAUUCCGGGUCUUCAACAAUGCUACCAACCAGACCUACGUGGACACUGCGGCCAUGGAGGCCGAGAGGCUGCAUGUGUCAGCAACGCUGGCCUGCCUGACUGCCAUCAUCCAGAUGGGCCUGGGCUUCGUGCAGUUUGGCUUUGUGGCCAUCUACCUCUCCGAGUCCUUCAUCCGGGGCUUCAUGACGGCUGCCGGCCUGCAGAUCCUGAUCUCGGUGCUCAAGUACAUCUUUGGACUGACCAUCCCGUCCUACACAGGCCCAGGCUCCAUCGUCUUUACCUUCAUUGACAUUUGCAAAAACCUCCCCCACACCAACAUCGCCUCGCUCAUCUUCGCCCUCAUUAGUGGUGCCUUCCUGGUGCUGGUGAAGGAGCUCAACGCUCGCUACAUGCACAAGAUCCGCUUCCCCAUCCCUACAGAGAUGAUUGUGGUGGUGGUGGCCACAGCUAUCUCCGGGGGCUGUAAGAUGCCCCAAAAGUAUCACAUGCAGAUCGUGGGGGAGAUCCAACAUGGGUUCCCUACUCCUGUGUUGCCUGUGGUUUCACAGUGGAAGGACAUGGUUGGAACAGCCUUCUCCCUGGCCAUCGUGGGCUACGUCAUCAACCUGGCUAUGGGUCGGACCCUGGCUAGCAAGCACGGCUAUGACGUGGAUUCUAACCAGGAGAUGAUUGCCCUGGGCUGCAGCAACUUCUUUGGCUCCUUCUUUAAAAUCCACGUCAUUUGCUGUGCUCUCUCCGUCACUCUGGCUGUGGAUGGAGCUGGAGGAAAAUCCCAGGUGGCAAGCCUGUGUGUGUCUCUGGUGGUGAUGAUCACCAUGCUGGUCCUGGGGUCCUAUCUGUACCCUCUCCCCAAGGCUGUGCUGGGAGCCCUGAUAGCUGUCAACCUCAAGAACUCCCUCAAGCAACUCGCCGACCCCUACUACCUGUGGAGGAAAAGCAAGCUAGACUGUUGUGUCUGGGUGGUGAGCUUCCUCUCCUCCUUCUUCUUGAGCCUGCCUUACGGUGUGGCAGUGGGUGUCGCCUUCUCCGUCCUGGUUGUGGUCUUCCAGACCCAGUUUCGAAAUGGCUAUGCUUUGGCCCAGGUCAUGGACAUGGACAUUUAUGUGAAUCCCAAGACCUACAAUCGGGUCCAGGAAAUCCAGGGGAUUAAGAUCGUCACUUACUGCUCUCCUCUCUACUUUGCCAACUCAGAGAUCUUCAGGCAAAAAGUCAUUGCCAAGGUAAGUCUCAAUCCNCAGAAAGUAUUGCUGGCCAAGCAAAAACACCUCAAGAAGCAGGAGAGGGCGAGAGCGAUGCCCACACAGCAGAGGAAGUCUCUAUUUAUGAAAACCAAGACUGUCUCCCUGCAGGAACUCCAGCAGGACUUUGAGAACCCCGCCCCGACUGACCCCAACAACAACCAGACGCCUGCGAAUGGCGGCGGCGGCAGCGGCGGCGCAGAGGCCAUCCCGCCGGCCCCCGCCGAGACCCCCAGCGAGCCCAUUGACAUGCUGGCCAGCGUCCCGCCCUUCGUCACCUUCCACACCCUCAUCCUCGACAUGAGUGGGGUCAGCUUUGUGGACUUAAUGGGCAUCAAAGCCUUGGCCAAGCUGAGCUCCACCUAUGGGAAGAUCGGUGUGAAGGUCUUCUUGGUGAACAUUCAUGUUGCCCAGGCAAAUGCCAGAGAAGUGGCCCCAGGACGUGACUUCCAAGGGGCUCCAGUGGACCCAGAGAUCUCCUUAUAUGAUUCGGAAGAGGAGAGCCCCAGCUACUGGGACUUAGAGCAGGAGAUGUUCGGGAGCAUGUUUCACGCAGAAACUCUGACCGCCCUGUGAGGCCCAGCAGUUCCCAGGCUGCCUCCAGAGCGCAUGGCACCUGGGACUUCGUGAAGGAUGAGCCUGGGAUCACAGCAGAUGGCAGGGAGAGGACAGCACCUCCACCAGGACGUUGGCUCCUCUCUCUUCUCCUCCUCCUCCUCUCUCGUCACCCUGCCUCCCUCCUGGCAUCUCUAGAGUGAGCCAGUCUCAAAAGCAGGGAAAGCUUCUGCGAACCCUCGUGAUGCUGGCCAGCAAGCAUCCCGUUUGCUCUCCAUGGCGGCUGACCAGAGGCCCUGACUGCUGGACGUGAAGCAUGAACCAAGAACAGAAGGGAAAGUGUGGAUGCUGACCUGGAGUGAAAGCUUCAGAGGUGUCCUUGGGCAUGCAUGGCUUGGUGUCACAUGGUGUCACCAAGCUGUCACAAGACACAGGAACAAAGUUGCUUAGGACUCUGUCACUUGCCCCUUCCAGCUGCCCCAACUCUGUUCCCGGUAGCUCUGCUCCUCUGGGACCCUGUACUCCCCACAACCCAGGAAUCUCUGUCUUGGUGAUUGUACAGCCUCCUCCUCACCUCCAGGCUGCUGGGACCUCCAUGCUAUUCAACACAUCAGACUCAGCCUGGGGAGUAGCCAGGGCCCUCAAGGCCAGCAGAACUACCUCCCCAGGAGCAGUUCACCAAGGUUGCUGCCCCAGCUUCCUGAAACAUUACCAUUCCCCCUGCCCUCAGGGUUGCUUCCUUCCACUUGAUAGUAGGAACCCAAAAGGAAGAGGAGGAGGAGAGCUGGCAGAAUCCUCUGGCAACCUAGCAAUAGGUACCAGUUAUUCUGCACAAAAGCUUGUAGGGUUCCCUCUUUGUACCAGAGAUGGGGGUGGGGUGCUAGUGCCAACUGAGGGCAAACUAGUGGGACCUGAGUGAGCCUUGACCGUCCUCCCUGACCUGACAGCCCAUCAGGGAAAUGCCUCCUCCACUUGGGAACUCUGACUUCUCCUUCUUCACUUGGCAAGAGCCAAUGACUUUAACUCUUCCUUAUCAACUUGGGGCCUGAAUCCUUCAGCCAAGCAAGGGAGAAUGCCCCCCAAAGACCAGCUACACCCCCACCUAGGCACAGAACAUGGAGAAGGGCUGACCCAGAUUGGGUCUUCCUCCACAGGGAUUCCUUAACAAACUCAGGACCUGAAGCCACCUCCUUCUAGGAAAGAUGAGAAGAGGGGUUAAGUUCUCUAGGAACAUAAGGAGGUAACUGGAGGAACCCACUGUGACUUGAAAAUAAAUAGGUUUCGUGAGCAAGUGUUUGGGGAAAUUUCCAUGGAUGUGCACACAAAAAAACACUUUUGGCCUCUCCCCACUGCUUCUCCCAAGCUCCUUCAACUUAAUGACCCCUGCCCAACAGGUUGGGCUGGCCCAGCCUAGAAAAAUGUACCAAUUCCUAACUUCAGCCUGACCUGCAUUGUGUGUGUGUAUGUUGAGUGAGCCAGUCAGCUAGCAAGUCUUCUUAGAGUUAAAGGAGUGGGCACUGACAAAGAGCCAACAGAUUCUUGGCCUACAAGCAUUGCUUCUGUGUGAAUUAUUAUGCCAUCUGGCUGCCAAUGGAACUCAAAACUUGGAAGGCAGAAGACAAUGUUAUCUGGGAUUCACCAUGCCCAGCACUCAAAGUGCCAAAUUCCAGGAAGACAAGACCUUAGCCAAUGACAACUCACCCUCCCCUACUCCACCUCCUUCAGAGUCUAGCUUAGGCCUAGGAGGUGGAAAAAGAUCACAGAGUCUCAGGACAUCCAAGUCAAGAGAUCCCCUUUGAACCAAAUGUUUCUAUCCUUGGGGACUUGAUUAAGUCGCCAUUAACCACCAGGCCAGCCCCAGACUUAAUGGGGAUUACUGACUCAUGAUGGCCUGGAGUUGGAGCUCAUGGAGGGAUUCCACAACAUGUUCCAUUGGAAUUGGAAACACAGGGGGGUGGAGAAAGAUAUUAUAGAAAACUUCAUUUUUAGAAUACUUUGGAAAGAACACAAAUUCACAUAGACCACUCCCUGGAAAUGAUCGAAGCAGGAAAGGAGGGCAAGGUGGUGAAAUGAUCCAGAAUUUCAAUUCUUAGUGAUACAGACCUGUGAUGUUGUGGUUCCUGGGAAAGCCAGGAUUCUUGAGACAUUUGUGUAAUUUAUUUAAUUUAAAUGCCUUUCUCCUUUUGUUCAUUUUGGUAAUAAAGUGC